AUGCAUCUUACAAUUAUACGGGCGUACUUGCUUGUGUUAUUGGUAGCGUCUCCAUGUCAACUUCAAGGUUUCCUAUUGAAUUGCUUUCUUGUCCAGCUAACAAAACAUAUUCUCCAGAUGUCACCGCAAGUAAUGAUCACGUGAGAAACAUCGGGAAAAGAGCCUCCGGAGGUAAGUGAGGCUUUUUUGGUAAUGAUGGCAUUCGUUUUUUAAGCCAACAAUGUGUUCAUAUUCCGUGAUCAAGUAGGGUCUCUGGCCCGUUUUGCUAACGCGCUCUACAUCGAAGCCGUCAUCCUCAAUGACCAUCCUAUUGACGAGAAAAUCCUCACCGCUGAGUUGACGAACGUCGGAGACACGACUGUUAUCAACAAACUGUUGGCAUUGAAACCGCAAGAGAUUUAUCACAACUUGAAAAUGUUCAAAUAUCUACCGGACGUUCUCCCCGAUGAUCGUGAGUCCAUUCUGAACGGACUGGAAGCAGUUGUGCGAUUGACGCACCUUUUUUCCAAUCUCACCCAAUUGGUUGAGAUGAAAGAUCUUGAGCCGUAUGCGAAUGAAAUCGGCUGGCUCACAAACUUUGACUUCUCACCUUUCGCGAGUGAUAGCUCUGUGAAAGCUCUUUCGGCAUUGGAAAGCAUUAAAAAGUUGCCGGAUAAUGUGACCGAUAUGUUCAAGCACGCUGCUGUCGUAGAAUUGGGCAAAACAGCUCUCGAUGAUAUUGAAGCCUUUGAGAAGUACGCGAGUGAGAUACAACCUGUUUCAAACGAUCUAGCAUCUCAUACACAAAUAGCUGAUGGGCCCGCAAUAAUGAAGUCAGUCGUGGAGCAUGUUAAUUUUCUCGACACACUGACAAAAGAGCUCCCUGGUCUCAACUCGCUCGCAAAUUCUCUUGCAAGUUUGUCGAAAAAGGAAGUUGAGGACCUCCAACAAACCGUAAAACAAAGUGAGGAUUUCGAAAGUCUCUCCAACUUUAUGGAUGCGUUGCAAGAUGUUCUGAUAUCCACUGAGAAGCACUACGGAAGUGCCGUUUCCCGUCGAGAGACUCCUUCAUUUCCACGUGGAGUCAUCAGUCUGAACGAGAACUUCGAUAGUGUCAAGAGCAAAUGGAUUUGGGAGACUAUGGAGGCGAAAAGAGGCGAGGCAUUCAAAUUUCAUAUGAAGCCGUUGGAACGUGUGAGCAACGAGAUGGCAGACGUGGAAGGACGAUUGAGACAGAUUGCGGCGUGGGCGGAGUCUCUGAGCAUAAUUGAGACUAUGUCGAACACACUGAAAAGUUUGAUGGUUGUGAAGAAGAGCAAAACAUCGCUCCAAGAUGCGCUGAAGGAUGUGCAGACGAAAUUGAAGUCUCAGCCGAGAUUCAAUUCGGUAAAAAAAGCGAAAAGAAUCAAUGAGAUCUUCGAGUUUUGCGUACAACUGAAAAACGCCAAUGACGAAUCUAGUGAGAAGUGCAACGAAGCUCAGAACUAUGCCAGAACUCCAGUCGCUUAAAGAUCUCUCCAAGGUUAAGGAUGCUCUCAAACCUCUACAAAGUAUGCCACAAUUCGCAGAUGCCGAGAGAGAAGUUGCAAAGUUGAAAGGAGACAAGAACAUUGAAGCUGUCAUCAGCAACAUGAGAACUGUGCAAAAAGAAGUGGAAGAAGUGCGAAUGAUUGCCAGAACUAUUCAAUCGAUCGCGUCUCGCCUCGUCACUUUCAAAGACGAGUUGGCUAAUUUGCGGCGAGAUGUUUCGCUUGCUGCCGUAAGCACUAGCCAUUUCUUCAAAUCAAUUGGAAUCGCUUCUGAAAGUUUUGACAUUCUGUCGAAAGCCUACAAAUUUGCCACCAGCAUAAAAGCAUUUCACGCGUCGCCAGUCUAUUUCCAUCAAGUCCAGUCGCUUAUCGACGAUGUCUCGCAGUGUUCCAUUAAAAUCUCUGCUCUACUACGAAUGAUGAGCGACAUGGCUGAGAACAAGUUGCUCCGUGGGAAUGCGCAAGCGUUGGAGGUGUUCAAAGAGUCGGCUGGAGUCGCACUGAAGCUAGCAAAUGGAGAGAAGCUAGCGGGCUUUGUGGCCGAUGCGAUACUUCUCAAGGAAGAGCUCAAGACGAUUUCCACUCACGCCGAAGACAUUGACCGCGAAAUAGGCGCGUUGUCGAAUUCCAAAAUACGAGAUGAGGUGCGUAUUGGAUGGCCGAAUGCGGCGCAAGUGAAGAAUUCGUUGGGAACGCUUUACCAUGAUUUAACAACUUUGGAGAAAGAAAUACCGGAGACUGGAGCAACUGACAUCCCUUCAACUGGUACCCUUCUCUCGAAACUCAAGAUUGUGAAAAAUCCAGGGAUUGAUUUGGCGGCAGUCCGCAAAUCGAUCAAUCUUCUCCACAUCAGCAGCUCCAGUCAACUCGUGGCAAAAGUACGCAAUGUGCUCGAAAAAUGCUCGAGUUUGCAUCUAGACUUUGUCAGUGCUCAAUCACAAUUGGACGGAAUCGCCGACUCGGUGAAUAGUUUCAAUGCAAAGUUGACGGCUCUCCUAAUCUCGAAUGCGGAAGUCGUCGUCGCGGAGAAACUCCCGUCAGCCACGUUGCCGAUCAGCAAUCCGAUAUUGUAGGUAUCUUCCUGAAACUCACUCUAAAAUUUAUUUCAGUUUCCAUAAAAACAAGGUCGCCUUCUGGGUGACUUUCUGCAUUCUACUCGUUGCCCAAUCUGCUUUGCACGCCUUCAUGUACUUUAGAGAACGAAAAACCAUAAAAUCUGAAAUUAACGCUGAGACCGGAAAGAGGCCGAUUAUUAAUCAAGUGAUAAUACCUGAAGAUAAGAAGCCGGACGAAGAAGAAGAAGAGGAGAAAAACACUCCGGUUAAACACGAAGUUAGCAAGGAGAAAAAAGCGUUGGUAAAAUCUCUGGUUAGGUAUCCAGCAAUAAACAGGGCCGAUUGCAGAGGACACAAAGGAAAGUAACUAGACAAGACCUACAAAAGUUGCAAGAUUAUAUCAAAAGAAGGAAGGCAGAGCAUAAGUCAGAAACGAACACAAAAAAAUUCGUGAAACGAGGGCCAAUAUACAUUCCGAUGAAUCCAGAUGUGAGUGAUCAGUCAAACGCUUGUGAAGAUUCUCAUUGUUGUCAGAUACCGCCUCCGCAGCCUCAAGCCGAAAACAUCACAUUGGACCACGUCGAGUAUUUUCCACAGGGCAACGAAAUGUUUGACGUCGGCAGUGACGUCGACGAUAUUGAAAUCGAUUCGUCGACAAUUGGGGAGCCAUCGACAAUUGGAGGGACAACCAGUGAAGAUCAUCCACGUGAGGCUUUUCGAGAAGCAUUUCUGAAAUUGUCCCGAUUCUUUUCAGCACCAAAAGAGGAGGAUCAUAAGCCGGAACAAGGUUACAAGUCAUGA
Molecule: messenger RNA, 3364 nt
Organism: Caenorhabditis sp. 36 PRJEB53466
Lineage: Eukaryota; Metazoa; Nematoda; Chromadorea; Rhabditida; Rhabditidae
Source: the annotation of a GenBank genome assembly